Molecule: messenger RNA, 1777 nt
Organism: Neodiprion fabricii
Lineage: Eukaryota; Metazoa; Arthropoda; Insecta; Hymenoptera; Diprionidae
Product: oxysterol-binding protein-related protein 11
Exons: 2
Coding region: 151-762 (203 amino acids)
Source: RefSeq, a predicted model, not a curated record
UAUCUAGAUAGUUUUCCUUCAACACAAUCAUCUUGAUCUAACCUCAAAUCAAUCAAAGUGUCAGUUGUCACACUUAAUUUGGUUAACAGGUGCGGCGUCGAGCUUAAAAAAAAAGAAAAUAGCUUGAUUUUGAUAUUAAAUAUAGAAACAAUGAACAACUCAAUACGCCAGCCAUACGAGGGCCUGCUGCACAAAUACACGAAUGCAAUGAAAGGCUGGCAAUAUCGGUGGUUCAUUCUAAGCCCAGAAACUGGGGAGUUGCAUUACUUUUUGAGCGAAUCUGAGAAAAAUCAGAAACCUCGAUGCUCCAUAUAUCUCGCUGGUGCUGUUAUUGCCCCCAGUGACGAGGAUUCAAAUACAUUUAUCGUAAAUUCGGCGACGGGUCACAAUUAUUUCACUACUGCCGCAGGUGACAUGAUAAAAUUGCGAGCGACUGAUGCUAGAGCUCGGCAAGAAUGGGUUGACAAAUUGAGAGCGGUUACAGAGAUGUAUACACGUGCUAUAGCCAGCAGUCAUCCACCUUUACCACCUCGAGAACAUUCUGCUAACCCCACAAGGUCCCCUGUGGCAAAACUGGAGGUCUUGGAUGCGUUUGCAAAUUGUCGAGAGCAGUUGAACAAAGCUGAAAAACACAAUGCUUCCCUUGCCCAAACAAUUGAAAAUUCUGAGCUCCAUUUGGAGCCGGAAUUAUUAAUUCUUAAAGCAAUGUCGCAUGGUACCUUACACACACUGAAUCAAUGCCUAAACAUAUUGUACCAAUAACUGUUAUGUGUGCAUUUUCAUCGCUUUGCACAGGGAGAAAAAUCAAUAUGAUGUAAUAGCGUAAUAUACAUUAGUCAACAAUAUAAAUUUCCAUUACAAAUGCUCUAGGGUCGAGAAAAUGGCAUAUAAAGAGUUUCUACUGAUACCGUGAAUAUUAGUUUUAGUGAAUCUGAAUGACUUUUCCGAUGUAAUUGAUUGUUGAAGUAAAUGUGAUUUCAUAUGCUUUGAACUGACGAUAACUGUGACAUUUUCUCAUGACCAUUACACGACGUUUACUUUUAUAAAAUAACUAGAAUCUAAAGAUUUGAACAAUAUCGCAGAUUAAUAACGUAGACUUUAAUAACAUGCCAUGUAAAUAUUUUUGUAAUAUAUAAGGGUAAGUCUUGAUAUAGCAAACUGGCAGAUUAUUAGAUGAAAUACUAGAAAAGAGGCAUAUACAUAAAUUUAAAUAGUUUUUAACUAUUUUGUUUUUAUUUUAUAAAAACAUCCAAGGAAAAUUGUAUAUAGCAAAUGAUUGCUCUUGUUAUCUACGUAUCUAUAUACUUACAUACUGAUGUAUCAUAAUUCAUCAGUUUUAUACAAUCUUAUACUUUACAAAAAUUGAUGUCACGUUGUUCAACGUGCACUUAUCAUAUCAAAGUAUUUUUAAAUACAACUGAAGCCUAUUUUGCAUUUAAAUAUUACAGACUAUCAUUUAAAAAACUAACAUUUCUUUCAAAUCACGUAGAGUAAAUAGUAUAGAAGUCCUUAGCAUUGCUUCAAGGUUAGGACGAAAAAAUUUUGGCAAAAUAAAAUGGGCAUAUCACUGCGCAUUUGUCGAUAAAAUCAACAUAUAGACUUUUGAACUGUAAACCUAUUGCUUGAUGUAAUUUUUAAUGCCGUAUUAAUUAUUAAAUUGUAUUAUUGAAUCUUCCAAAAAUGCAGUAUUGCACAAAAGGUACAAAUCUAUUUAUACUGAAAUGGAUUAUUUGUUAGUAGAUUCGUGAACAAAAAAUAUAUACAGCUUCCACAUUUG